Messenger RNA from Funneliformis geosporum, 2091 nucleotides. The record is from the annotation of a GenBank genome assembly. NCBI's taxonomy places the organism in Eukaryota, Fungi, Glomeromycota, Glomeromycetes, Glomerales, Glomeraceae.
AUGAAAGAUGCCUCAAGCAACGAAUCUAAAACUUGGUUUCCCAUUUACUUUGAUCACAAUAAGCAAAAGAUGAUGCCUCGAUACGUUCAUCCGAAUUUAGAUAUUCAUGAAUUCCUUACACCUCAUGAGGAGAAUCAUUCUUCAACUGGAAAAAUGAAUAGAUGGAGCCAAGGAGAAAACAACUUAUUCCUUGAAUAUUUGUCCGUGAAUUUUUACCAGUGGCAAUAUCAUAAAGAAGCCCUUUACAAGUGGCUGAGUAAAGUUGUAUUUCAGGAUCAGAUCAGUGAUGUAUACAUUUUUCACAAAUGGAAGAAUUUACGCGGAACAUAUUUUGAUGAACGACGAAAAACAGAAAGUGUACAGUGUAGUAAGUUGUCUGAAGAACGCGUCAAAUCUAACAAAUCGUCUGUUGUAAGAAAAAAAAAUAGAUUUUGGACAGUUGAGGAAGAGAUUUUAUUAAUGGAUCUUUUGAAAGUAAAUAUAGAUGAGUAUAUAGAACGUCAACUCAAAUGUUUAGAACGAAUUCAGAAAAUUCAUUUUCCACAAUUUUCUGCGAGGAAUGUAGUACAUAAAUCGUAUUCAUUAGGUAAAUUGUAUAAAUUAGAUAAAUUAGGUAGUAAAAGGCAUCGAAGGAAUAAGUAUCCGAAACAAGAGCAGGAACUUUGGUCGAAAGCAAAUGAAUUUUAUACUCUAUUUGAUCAAAAAAAAAUAAAAUGGACAGUUGAAGAAGAAAUUUUAUUGAUCGAUGUGCUGAAAAAUCAUGUAGAAGAAUAUGUUGAAAAUGAGAAUGAAUUUCUAAAACGAAUUAAUGAAAAAUAUUUUCCAACAAAGUCUCCUAAAAGAAUAAAGUUAAAAUUGAUAUUUCUCUCACCGGGAUAUCAUAAAAAACAUCAGGCUCGAUUAAAUAAGAAAAAUGUAACCGAACAGGAUCGGGAAUUAUUGUCAAAGGCCGGUGAAGUUUUUCCGUUAAUUAAAAAGAAAAGGAAAGAACUCAAUGUAAAAAGAAUGAAUGAUGGUGUUAAAAAAAGAUUGCCACCAAGAAGGAAGGCUCACAAAACUCAAUUGUUGCCUAAAACAUUGAAAGUAGGAUAUAAAAUUUCUUUAGAUCAUCAAAAUUUAUUUAAUCUAGGACGUUCAUUAUUAAAAUAUAUUGAUGAUGAGGGAAAUAAGACGAGUGAAAUGCUAGAAGAAGUGGUAAAUGUUGAAUGGCCUGAAUAUUUUACGGUUCUUUCUGUAAUCGGUUCUGGAAAUUCAGCUACGGUUUAUGAUGUAUGUUGGAAACGUACUCAAACAAAACUUGUAAUUAAAAAAUUUGACGAAGGUUCGACGAAAGAAAUGAUAUUAAACGAGAUUCAUUUAAUGGAAAUUAUGAGAAAAAAUGUUAUAUUUCAUCCAAAUAUAAUUAAAUUUUAUGGAAUUACGAACAUAAAAGAUGAAAUAAAUUAUGAACUUAUGCUAGAAUAUGCGGAUGGCGGAACAUUAGGAAGAUAUUUAAGAGAAAAUGCCAGUACUUUUAAAUGGGAAAGUCAAUUGAAAUUUGCCAACGACAUCGCGAGUGCAAUUUUAUGGAUACAUGACAAUGAAAUUAUACAUCGAGAUCUUCAUUCCAACAACGUCUUAAUCCAUCAACAUACAAUCAAAUUAGCGGAUUUUGGAUAUGCGUGUCUGCAAGGAUCAGGAUCAGUUACUAAAGCAGCACGUGGUGUAAUCCCUUAUAUGGAUCCUAAAAUUUUUGAAAAUCCUUUAUAUGACUUAAACAAAAAGUCUGAUAUUUAUAGCUUGGGAGUUUUAUUCUGGGAAUUGACGAGUCGUUCAUCUCCUUUCAAUUUUGAAACGACAGGCGAAACAACUUCUAUUCAGAUUGAAAUUCUUAACGGUAAAAGAGAAAAACCUAUUAUAUUCACAAAUGAUGUAUUUGUUAAGCUUUAUCAAAAAUGUUGGGAACAUGAGCCAGACGGGAGACCAAAUGUUGAUCAAGUAAUUUCAGAGCUUAAUAGUAUUGAUCCUAAUAGUUGUGAUAAUUCUAAAGAAAAUGAAGAAAGUGAAAUAAUAGAUGAAUUAAAAUAUGAAGAAGACUUUUCGCUUUAUGAC